UGGGUCCCCGUGGCACUGCUGACUCCCAGCUCCUUCCCUGAGCUCCAGAUCUGGGGGUGACCAAAGCUGUGCCAGAACCAAAGAUGUCACACGUGGAUCCCCAUUGGCCCUGCAGGAGCCUUCCAUGGCCCCACACAGGGCUGGCAGCACAGUGGGGAUGCCGCAACCCAUACCUUCAGGGAUGGAGAGUAGCAGCUCACUGCAGCCCUCAUUGCCACCCCCUCGGCCCCACAAAGCUCAGUGCAGCCCUGAGGAGCUCAGAGCAGCCCCAUGGUGCCGGGAACUCCCACUGCUGCCUGCUGCCCACACGUGCCAGUCCGACCUGGCACAGCACACUGGGGCUGGCUGGGGGCCGGGCGCUCCCGCUCCCUCCUAGCAGGCGAGGAGUUAAAAACUCAGCCCUUGUGAUGAAUAUUUAAAAGCAGUGUUCAAGCUGGAGCCGAGGAUUUCUCCAGGGCUGGCAGCGCUGCAUCCCUCUCCCCAGCCCUGCCGCCCGCCUGGGCGCACUGCGGAGGAGGACGGGGCGUUGCAGCGGGGCUGCCAGCAUGGGGCCACUGGGUCUGGGGGUAACUUUUGUCACUUUGCCUCUUGUCAUCCGAGCGGCUGCAGGAGGGCAGUGGUGCUACGACUCCCAAGACCCGAAGUGCGGCCCCAGCCACUGGAAAGAGCUGCAGGCCACCUGCAGCGGCGACAAGCAGUCUCCAGUUAACAUUGACCGGCGCUGGCUGCAGCGGGACGGCAGCCUUGGGGACAUCAUCUUUGAGGGCUAUGACCAGGCACCCCCCGGCAAGUGGCGGCUGCUGAACAAUGGGCACACGGUGAUGCUGAGCCUGGAGAGCGAGCCGGGUGCUGAGCACAUUGCCAUCAGUGGGGGGGGCCUCCCGGGCCGGUACCGUGCACUGCAGCUGCACUUCCACUGGGGCAGCCCAUCUAGGAAUGGCUCUGAGCACACUGUGGAUGGGCAUCAGUUCCCCAUGGAGCUGCACAUCGUCCACAUCAACGUCAAGUACCGCACCUUGGGGGAGGCCAAGGGGCACCCAAGCGGGCUGGCUGCGCUGGGCUGCUUCUUCCAGGUCUCAGAAGCCGCAAACUCCAACUACAACACUAUCAUUGGGGGACUGAGGAACAUCUCCCAUGCUGGGCAGGCAGUGGACCUGGCCUCCACCUUCCGCCUUGGCACUCUGCUGCCGCACGUCGCACAGCUCUCCCGCUACUACCGCUACCAGGGCUCCCUGACCACCCCUGACUGCAGCGAGGCCGUCAUCUGGACCGUGUUUGAGGAGCCUGUGGGCAUCAGCAGGGAGCAGCUGCAGGCGUUUGUCAGCACCGUUCACUUCCCGGCCUCUGGCGCUGCGCCCCUGAAGAUGACCAACAACUUCCGUCCUCCACAACCACUCCGCAGCCGCAAGAUCUUCUCCUCCCGGGAUGCCACGGCCAGCUGUGGGUGUCCCCGCUGUCCCCUCGCCCCGCUGCUCCUGCUGCCCCUGCUCGGCCCCUUCUUGUCUUCCCUUUAGGGCCCGGGUUCCCUGUUGCCUCUUCUUUGCAGCGGUGAGGAAACUUCUGGUUUAUGGGUGAUGGGGAAAAAAUGGUAAAAAGCAGCUGGGGGCCAUCAGCCGGGUGAGGAUGCGGCAGCUCUGGCGUGGGCUCGGUCAUGGGGCUGUCAGGGCUGCAAUAAAGGUGAGCUCCUGGCCCCGUGUGCGGCCCCUG
Messenger RNA from Lagopus muta (rock ptarmigan), 1707 nucleotides. Its product is annotated as carbonic anhydrase 15-like. NCBI's taxonomy places the organism in Eukaryota, Metazoa, Chordata, Aves, Galliformes, Phasianidae. The record is from RefSeq and is a predicted model, not a curated record. Gene Ontology annotation, molecular function: zinc ion binding; carbonate dehydratase activity. Gene Ontology annotation, cellular component: plasma membrane. The transcript is spliced from 8 exons. Bases 546 to 1514 code for a protein of 322 amino acids.